Anguilla rostrata (American eel) is the source of this 4371-nucleotide messenger RNA. RefSeq names its product LARGE xylosyl- and glucuronyltransferase 1 (gene large1). The record is from RefSeq and is a predicted model, not a curated record. Gene Ontology annotation, molecular function: glucuronosyltransferase activity; xylosyltransferase activity. Bases 31 to 2283 code for a protein of 750 amino acids. The transcript is spliced from 14 exons. Gene Ontology annotation, cellular component: Golgi apparatus. NCBI's taxonomy places the organism in Eukaryota, Metazoa, Chordata, Actinopteri, Anguilliformes, Anguillidae. Gene Ontology annotation, biological process: protein O-linked glycosylation via mannose.
UCCCGGAGACCGCCGUCCGCACCGCAGAGGAUGCUGGGAAUGUGUCGAGGGCGCAGGAAGUUCCUCGCUGCCUCCCUCGCCCUGCUCUUCAUCCCGGCGCUCACCUGGCUCUACCUGUCCGCCGGCAACUUCCAAGUGAAGUCCGUCCCGCUCUCUCCGCUGGAGCCCCAGUCCCCCACGCUGCCAGGCUCGUCCCGGGACCGGCUGGCCCUGGAGACGCGGGUUCGGGAGGUGGAGGAGGAGAACCGGGCCCUGCGGCGGGAGCUCAGCCAGCCCCCCCGGGCCGCCCGCCGCCGUCACGGCAACCACACCCGCACCUACUCCACCGAGGAGGGCACGGGGGACAGCGAGGGCCAGCGGGCCGUCGCCGCCGGCAACGGCUCCGACUGCGCGCAGAAGCCCCCGGUGGACAAGUGCGAGACCAUUCACGUGGCCAUCGUGUGCGCGGGGUACAACGCCAGCCGGGACGUGGUGACGCUGGUCAAGUCCGUCCUCUUUCACCGACGGAAUCCGCUGCAUUUCCACUUCAUCACGGACUCCAUCGCCCAGCAGAUCCUGGCCUCGCUCUUCCACACCUGGAUGGUGCCGGCCGUGCGCGUGGACUUCUACGACGCCGACGAGCUCAAGUCGGAGGUGUCCUGGAUCCCCAACAAGCACUACUCUGGGAUCUACGGGCUGAUGAAGCUGGUCCUGACCAAGACCCUCCCCCCGGACCUGCAGCGCGUCAUCGUCCUGGAUACUGACAUCACCUUCGCCACCGACAUCGCCGAGCUGUGGGCCGUCUUCCACAAGUUCAAAGGUCAGCAGGUGUUGGGACUGGUGGAGAACCAGAGUGACUGGUACCUGGGCAACCUGUGGAAAAACCACCGGCCGUGGCCCGCCCUGGGGAGGGGCUUCAAUACAGGUGUGAUCCUGCUGCUGCUGGACAGGCUGAGGAAGCUGAGGUGGGAGCAGAUGUGGAGGCUGACGGCAGAGCGGGAGCUGAUGAGCAUGCUGUCCACCUCGCUGGCUGACCAGGACAUCUUUAACGCAGUGAUCAAGCAGAACCCCUUCCUGGUGUACCAGCUGCCCUGCUUCUGGAACGUUCAGCUGUCCGACCACACCCGCUCCGAAAAGUGCUACAAGGACGUGUCCGACCUCAAGGUCAUCCACUGGAACUCCCCGAAGAAGCUGCGGGUGAAGAACAAGCACGUGGAGUUUUUCCGGAACCUGUACCUGACCUUCCUGGAGUACGACGGCAACCUGCUGCGCCGCGAGCUCUUCGGCUGCCCCAGCGAGACCGACCACAACAGCGAGAACCUGCAGAAGACGCUGUCGGAGCUGGACGAGGACGACCCGUGCUACGAGUUCCGGCGGGAGCGUCUGACGGUGCACCGCACGCACCUCUACUUCCUGCACUACGAGCACGAGCCCGCCGCCGACCACACCGACGUCACGCUGGUGGCCCAGCUCUCCAUGGACAGGCUCCAGAUGCUGGAGGCCAUCUGUAAGCACUGGGAGGGGCCCGUCAGCCUGGCGCUGUACCUGUCGGACGCCGAGGCGCAGCAGUUCCUGCGCUACGCCCAGGGCUCCGAGGUGCUGAUGGGGCGGGGCAACGUGGGGUACCACAUCGUCUACAAGGAGGGCCAGUUCUACCCCGUCAACCUGCUGCGCAACGUGGCCAUGAAGCAGGUCAACACGCCCUACGUCUUCCUGUCCGACAUCGACUUCCUGCCCAUGUACGGGCUCUACGAGUACCUCAGGAAGUCGGUGGUGCAGCUGGACAUGGCCAACACUAAGAAGGCCCUGGUGGUGCCGGCCUUCGAGACCCUGCGUUACCGCCUGUCCUACCCCAAGUCCAAGGCCGAGCUGCUGUCCCAGCUGGACAUGGGGACGCUCUUCACCUUCAGGUACCACGUGUGGACGAAGGGCCACGCCCCCACCAACUUCGCAAAAUGGCGGACGGCCACCACGCCCUACCGCGUGCAGUGGGAGGCGGACUUCGAGCCCUACGUCAUGGUGCGGCGGGACAGCCCCGAGUACGACCGGCGCUUCGUGGGGUUCGGCUGGAACAAGGUGGCCCACGUGAUGGAGCUGGACGCGCAGGAGUACGAGUUCGUGGUGCUGCCCAACGCCUACAUGAUCCACAUGCCGCACGCGCCCAGCUUCGACAUCACCAAGUUCCGCUCCAACAAGCAGUACCGCGUGUGCCUGAGGACGCUGAAGGAGGAGUUCCAGCAGAACAUGUCCCGCCGCUACGGCUUCGCCGCGCUCAAGUACAUGACCGCCGAGAACAACAGCUAGGCCCCGCCCCGCCCCGCCCCGCCCCUCCAGCCCCCGACCCGCCGGCCCGCCGGCCCGCCUGCCCACCCCCCAGAGACCGUCCGCUUGCCCCCCCGGCCUCCAGGAGGGGAGGAGGGGGAGAGGAAGGCCACGCGAGGAAGCUGCUCCGCAAUCUCAGGUGGAGAAAACAGCACAUCCCCACGGCCUCCUCCACAGCGUGCGCGUGUGUGUGUGUGUGCGCAUGCGUGUUUGUGUGUGUGCCUGUCUACAGCAGGGUCAUGUUAGUGGAUGUGUGUGUGUGUGAGUGUGCGUGUGUGUGUGUGUGCCUGUGUGUGCCUGUCUACAGCAGGGUCAUGUCAGUGGAUGUGUGUGUGUGUGAGUGGUAACUCCUGAUGGGUUUUGUCUGUGGUUAUUCAGCUAGAGCCUGGUAAGGAGGUUCCAUAUCUCCACGAUUUUAAUAGGUUUUGCACACAAAAAAAAACACAAAAAAAAAAAACUCAUAAAUUCAGAAAAAAAAUAUGUUCUCGUCCAUCCAGCCAAGCAGCACAUCAGCUUUACAAAAGGAACAAUAACAACAGAAAUAAGCGAAAACGGCACCUUUACCUUCGUCUACAGCCUCUGUUUUCCUGUCCAUCAUCAAAACCAGAAGCAGAGCAAUUAAGGCUCUGCUUUUCCAGCUGGGGUCUGUUUUUUCUUUUUUAAAUUUUAUUUUUCAUAAUCUUGAGGGUUAUGAUGUGUGAAUGUGUGUCCCUGGAGCCUCGCAGAGGUGAAGCUUUUGGUCUUCAGGGGCACCUUUAUUUUCCCCUCAUAUUUGUGAAAUUUGAAAUUUGAACAGUUGUGUUUGCCGUGGAGGGGGGGGGGGUGUGUGGAAAUCCAGUAGCUGUUGUUAUGCAGUGUCAGUAAUGGCUUCAGCUCGCUACGGUUUGAGUGACAGCAUCUAAAAUCCUGCUUUCGUGGGUGGGUGUUGGCAGGGGAGGCAAAAUAAUGAUCCGUAGAAAAAAAGUCGGCAACAGAACCGCACCUGAACAAGAAGCAACAAGAAAUAAAAAAUAAAAUGAGUGCAAGGGUUUGAGCCCCAGUGCUGGAUUUAUGUCUUAAUCAGAGCAGCACCCCCCUGACUCAGCCUGAAAGGGGGAAGUGUGGUCCUGUGGCGACGCCCUCUUGUGCUCAGAGAGACAUGUUUUCAGCCCCACAGACGUCACAGGAACAUGAGCCUGGGGCGUGAAACCAUCGGCUGGACUUCUGGGUGCUUCGGGUCAAGAGGCCUGUUUGGAGGGAAUUUAGGAAAGUGGUGUGACUUUGGCUGGAUUUUGAUGCAGACAGUCCAACAUGUGGGGGGUUUUUGGGGGGGGGGGUGAAACUCCCUUGAGAUGCUUGCAGAUCACAGGAACAGAUGCACAGCACACCCAAAGACUCUGUUUCCCAGGAGCCUGCUGGGUGACGCAGAAUCCACUCGCCAUGAUGUCACAAUCCGCUGUGCCGUACCGUGAGUGAGACGGGGAGCGGGGGGGGGGGGGGGUCAUGCCCUUCUUGUCCCCUCCCCGUUAUUAUUUUUCAGUGUUUUGUGUCUGUGUGUGUUUUAAAAUUUCAGUGUCUGAAAACAACAAGUACGCAAGAAAAUGCACUACUGCCCAGACUGGGGUAGUGGGUAGUGGGUGGGGGGUUUAGGGGAUACAUGGAGCAUCUCCAGUGGAGGUGGGGGGGGGGGUGUGUUUGUGUAAGGACCCGUGGGACCUUCCUGGCUGGUCAGCAGACGCUGUGCCGUUUCCAGGAGCAGGCCGCUCAGGAUUCCUGCCGUCUCUGUAAUUUGCGGACAAUUUAUCGCUGCAGUGACUCUGAGCCGCCGGUUAACCCCGCCCCUCUCCCUUCUGCAAGUCACAGAUGAUUGGUCGUUACCGAGGGGCUGAAGUGUACGGGGGGGGCGGUGUUCUUCGGCUUGCCCGGCGCAGCCCAGCUUGCGCGUGUGACCCAUGUGGAUGGCGUGGAGAGUGCAGCACACGCGUGUGACGUGUGUGCAGUGUGAGCACACGCGUGUGACCCGUAUGGACGGUGUGCAGUGUGUGUGUGUGCCAGGGCCACGCUGCUACUUGAAUUAAAGAAAAAACUGAA